Drosophila takahashii is the source of this 3408-nucleotide messenger RNA. Its product is annotated as probable ATP-dependent RNA helicase DHX34. Gene Ontology annotation, molecular function: RNA binding; helicase activity; ATP binding. Gene Ontology annotation, biological process: nuclear-transcribed mRNA catabolic process, nonsense-mediated decay. The record is from RefSeq and is a predicted model, not a curated record. Gene Ontology annotation, cellular component: intracellular anatomical structure. NCBI's taxonomy places the organism in Eukaryota, Metazoa, Arthropoda, Insecta, Diptera, Drosophilidae.
AUGUCCCGGAAAUCAGGAAAGACGGGGGCUGCCCAGCUUGCCCCGCUCAACCUGGUCGACUUCAGCUUCCUGGACCGCAAGGCGGAGCUGGCGGGCCUGCUGCAGGCCAAGAGCCGCCAGGCGGGCCGGAGUCUGGUGGAGAAUGAGUCGGAUUUCUGGAAGUUUGUGGGCAAAUACGAGGCCAUGAUGCGCUCCACGGGUCAGCCGGUGCUGCCUCCGCUGCUCACGGAGGCGGAGCUGGCCAGCACUCGGCCAUAUCACCGCGGGAAGCACUUGGGCCUGCGCCUGGACAGGGAGGAACUGCUCCAGGAGGCAACGGGUGAGCUGGAGGCCCAGUUCCGGCACCUCCUGCUGGUCUACCUUGACUUCCGGCAGCGGGAGAAGUUCCAGAGCAUCCGAAAGCUGCGCCAGGCGCAGCGCAACCUGCCCAUUGCCCGUUUCCGCGGGGAUUUGCGCCAGGCUUUGGACACAUCGCGCGUGGUCAUCGUGGCGGGAGAUACGGGCUGCGGCAAGUCCACGCAGGUGCCGCAGUUCCUCUACGACUUUGGCUACCGCAGCAUAGCCUGCACCCAGCCACGUCGCCUGGCCUGCGUUUCCCUGUGCAAGCGGGUGGCCCACGAGCUCCUCGACGACUACGGCAGCCGGGUGGCCUUCCAGAUUCGCUUCGAGCGCAGCCGCACGCAGCGCACCAACAUCCUGUUCAUCACCGAGGGUCUGCUGCUCCGCCAGCUGGCAGUGGCCGCCAAUCUUGAUCAGUACGAUGCCCUAAUCCUAGAUGAGAUCCAUGAACGGAACCUGUUUGGCGACUUCCUGCUGGGGGUGACCAAAUGCUUGCUGCGAGCGAGGCCGCAACUGAAACUCAUCCUCAUGUCGGCCACCAUCAAUGUGGAGCUCUUUCACGGCUACUUUCGGGAGGAGGGGGCGCAACUGGUGCAGGUUCCAGGACGACUAUUCCCCAUCAAGCUGCGCUACCUGCCGCCACCGGCGCUGGAACUCAAGGCGGGCCAGGCGAAGCGUUCCCAGGGCAGCAACCGCCUCGAUCCGGCGCCCUUUGUCCAGGUGCUCAGCCUGAUUGACCAGCAGUAUCCCACCAGCGAGCGCGGCGACGUGCUGAUCUUCGUGAGCGGCGUCAACGAAAUCGAAUCGGUUGUGGAGGCCGUCCAGGAAUACGCCACCGAGCAGACGCACUGGCUCGUGCUGCCGCUGCACAGUGGCCAGGCCAUCGCGGAGCAGGGCAAGGUAUUUGACUAUGCGCCCGAGGGCUGGCGCAAGUGCAUCGUGUCUACGAAUAUCGCAGAAACCUCGCUAACCGUGGACGGUGUGCGAUUUGUGGUCGAUUCGGGGAAGGUCAAGGAGAUGAGCUACGAUGCCGCCUGCAAGGGCCAGCGCCUCAAGGAGUUCUGGGUGUCCAAGUCGUCGGCGGAGCAGCGCAAAGGACGUGCCGGGCGCACGGGACCAGGUGUCUGCUUUCGCCUCUACACCGCCGAUCAGUUUAGCGCCUUCGAGGCCUAUCCCACGCCGGAGAUCUACCGCGUGCCACUCGACACGAUGCUGCUGCAGAUGGUGUCCAUGGGACUGCCCGACGUCAGGGUCUUUCCUUUUAUCGAGGCGCCCGAGGCGGAGCGCAUCGAGCAAACUAUACUGGCGCUCAAGCAACACUGCGCCCUCAGUGUGGAGGAGAAGAUCACCCCGCUGGGCAGCUCGCUGGCCAACUUGCCCGUGGAGCUGUCCAUCGGCAAGAUGCUGCUCAUGGGCUGUGUCUUUCCCGAGGUGGAGCAGCUGCUCACUUUGGCCGCCAUGCUGAGCGUGCAGAAUCCGCUGACGAAUCGCGCCCACACGGAUCAGCGUUGUGUGCGCGAGCGGGAGUCACUGGAGUCGGAUCAGGGUGAUCUCUUCACUUUGGUGCGUCUCUUCCGCGAGUGGCUGCUGCUGAAAAUGAGGCGCGAGGGCACGCGACAGUGGUGCCGCCGGCUGGGCAUUGAGGAGCAGCGCUUCUACGAGGUGACCAAGCUGCGCCAGCAGUUCCAGCGCAUCCUCGAGAGCUGCGGCAUGGUGGUGGCGACGGCGACGGCCAGCGGAUCCAGCGCCGAGCGAGCCACGCGGCAUGGCGAGCUGCGGCAGCUGAAGGCGAUGAAGCGGCGCCAGCGAUUCGAGCAGCCGCGUCAGCGUAAGCUACUCAAGCAGAGUAACCGCGGUCAGGAGGAGGAUGAGGAUCAGGAGGAUGGGGAGCCGGGCGACGAUAUGCGCGACGUGGAUUUCCGGCUGCGCUUCGAUCCCCGCCAGCUGGCUUUGCUGGAGCGUUCGGCGCGCCUCGAUCGGCACCGCGACGUUGUGCUGCUGAAACUGCUGCUGGGCAGCGGAUUCUACCCGCAACUGGCCAUCAGCGAUGAGUUCAACUACUGCAAGGGCGGCGGCCAGCAGUUCUUUCACACGCAACUCAAGCCCUUCGUUCUGCAGCAUCCAAAUGCCCACUUUGCCAAGCACUACGAGCUGCUCAAGCUGAACGACAGCGAUCUGCUGGCCAAGCCGGACUUUUACACGCCCAAGCAUCCGAUCAGCGAACGCCACCAGCUGCUCUGCUACCAGUCGCUGCUGGAGACCGCCAAGCCCUAUUUGAUCAACUGCAUCCGACUGCCGGCCGCCCAGACGCUGCUGCUCUUUAGUUUUGCCAUCGACACGAACGCCGGCGUAACCCAGAUCGUCUGCGACGGCUGGCUGGGACUGGAUCUGCCCAUGCCAGGCAGUGGAAUGGAGCUUCUCAGCCGCGCCAUCGAGCUGCGGCGACGAUGGAGCCGCCUGCUCUACGCCAAACUGGAGGAUCUCAAUAACAAACAGGAAGCCCCUUCUUCAGGAGUGAAAGAUGGUAGCAGCACGCUCUGGCACGAGCUUCUCGACUUCAUGGCCCUAGACGUGGCAUAUGCGAUUCGCCGGCUGCUGCCCGCCGACAUCAAGAGGCUUUACUCACACGAGGCCCCCUCGGCUCGUCUCCUGGAGCUGAAGGAGAAUCCCUUUGCCGGCGACUAUCCCAUGACGGCCAACGAGGAAAAGGGCGGGCUCAACGUAUCCGAGCACGUGGUGUACGGCUGCCUGGCGGAACAGCCCUGGACAAUGGCCAUGGAUGCGGCACUCCGAGCAGAGCCAUGGACAUGCACACGAUGCGAUUUUGAGCUGGAGGAGUUCGAUGUGCUGGAGCAGCUGGUGCAUCGACCCCAAUGCAAGGGUCGCAAGGUGCAGGGCCGUAGACCCAAGUCGGAUAGCCCAGAACCGGAGGCUUCCAGAAGCUCAACCUCCCACUCCUCCUCCUCCUCCUCUGGCAGCUAUUACUGCGACAACUGCAAAAGGGACUUGCGGCUGACGAAGAUCGACAUCCUGCGACAUCAAAAGCAGUGCCGAUCUGCCAAGUAAUAU